Molecule: messenger RNA, 798 nt
Organism: Necator americanus (New World hookworm)
Lineage: Eukaryota; Metazoa; Nematoda; Chromadorea; Rhabditida; Ancylostomatidae
Exons: 2
Coding region: 1-798 (265 amino acids)
Source: RefSeq, a predicted model, not a curated record
AUGGAAAACCUAGCUGAGAGUAAACCACUGUCAAGAUUCACCACCGUUUUGGCAAGAUAUUCCAAAGUGGGUGGUGUCUUACAGGUUAGGCGACGACCUGUGGUGAAAGCUAAGCUAGGCAUGGUUGCUCAGGACGUCUUCGACUCUGGACCGAAGCGACACGUGUACGACUCGCCAUGGGAACUGUCUCAGGCUCUGUGCUUAGUGUCCACAGACGUUGCGUCCACAGUGUCCACAGACGUUGAUCUACAUGCCCUUCUCGGAGCUGCAGAGCGUAUUAAGUUUCACGUGAUUGCUCUGCAAGAGACCAAAAAUAUAAGGAGCAACGUACGACAGACGAAUGAUGGUGCUCGUCGUUUGCGAAGAAAACGUUCGAAAACGAAAACGCGAGCGGUGUUGAUUUUGUUGUGCACUCGUUUGUUGUCGUCCAUCUCGUUGAUUCUUACGAGAUCCUGUCACCUCGUCUGUUUUUUUUUUCGCCUCCGCCCUCUGCGCCAAAAACCUAUCAGCAUCAUCAACUGGCACUCACAAACACCAGCAAGUGAUGAAUCCGAAUUGAACGCGUUUUAUGAGGAGCUGGAGGAGGUGAAUCGUAACGAGAAGUCCUUCUACAAAUUCGUAGUUGGAGACUUCAAUGCAAAACUAGGAAAGGGACUCGAAGAGGAAUACAAGAUUGGAAGAUUUGAACUACGGAACCACAAUAAAAAUGGCAAUCGUCUCCCCGGGCCGUUGUCAGCCGUUAGCCUCUUUCAUGAAAAUUCGCUCUUCAUGAAGAAAAAUCAUCGUGGGUGGACAUAG